AGAACCUCUCUCUCUCUCUCCCUUACACACACACUCUGACAAACACACACACUCUCUCUCGGUCAGGAUUUGUCCUCGUCUCUGUGAUAUAUCUCUGUCUUCGCCUGCUCCGAGCAGCUCUGAAGGACUUCUCCGCACUGCUCUGAGCCCCGCAGGAGGAUUUUACCGGCGUCCGUCCGUCCGCAGCCCUCGCGCUUCUGCAUGAAUCUGUUCGACUCGUGCCUGAAGAUGAGCGCCGAGCAGGACAAGAGUCUGUCCGACGCGCCCAGCCCGAGCAUGUCCGAGGACUCGGCGUCCGGCUCCGGCUCCGGCUCGGACAGCGAGAGCAGCCGCCUCGCAGACUUCAAGAAGGACGAGGAGGGGGACAAGUUCCCCGUGUGCAUCCGGGACGCGGUGUCCCAGGUGCUGAAGGGCUACGACUGGACCCUGGUGCCCAUGCCCGUGCGGGUGAACGGCUCCAGCAAGAGCAAGCCGCACGUCAAGAGACCCAUGAACGCGUUCAUGGUGUGGGCUCAAGCCGCGCGCAGGAAGCUGGCGGAUCAGUAUCCGCACCUGCACAACGCCGAGCUCAGCAAGACCCUCGGAAAACUCUGGAGAUUACUGAACGAGGGCGAGAAGCGUCCGUUCGUGGAGGAGGCCGAGCGUCUGAGGGUGCAGCACAAGAAGGACCACCCCGACUACAAGUACCAGCCCAGACGGAGGAAAUCAGUGAAGAACGGCCAGAGCGAGAGCGAGGACGGCGAGCAGACACACAUCUCCCCCAACGCCAUCUUCAAGGCCCUGCAGCAGGCCGACUCUCCGGCGUCCAGCAUGGGCGAAGUGCACUCCCCGGGGGACCACUCAGGUCAGUCCCAGGGUCCCCCGACUCCUCCCACGACCCCCAAAACAGACCUGCCGUCCAGCAAAGCGGACCUGAAGCGCGAGGGCCGUCCGCUGCAGGAGGGCAUCGACUUCGGCGCCGUGGACAUCGGCGAGCUGAGCAGCGACGUCAUCUCCAACAUGGAGCCGUUCGACGUGCACGAGUUCGACCAGUACCUGCCCCCUCACGGACACCCGGGGGUCGGCGGCGGCGCGCAGGCCUACCCCGCCGGCUUCGGGGGCGCCUGGAUGUCCAAACAGCACCCGAUGGGCGAGCAGCGGACGCAGAUCAAGACGGAGCAGCUGAGCCCCAGCCACUACAGCGAGCAGCAGCCGCCGCAGCAGCAGGGCUCUCCGCAGCAUGUGGCCUACGGCUGCUUCAACCUGCAGCACUACAGCAGCAGCAGCAGCAGCAGCGGAGGAGGAGGAGGAGGAGGUGGAGGCUCGUACUACAACUACAGCGAGCACCAGAGCCCCGCCGGCUCCUACUACAGCCAGUACCCCGCCUUCAGCUACCAGAGGCCCAUGUACCCCCCGAUCGCCGACAGUCCGCAGCACUGGGAGCAGCAGCCCGUCUACACCCAGCUGUCCCGGCCCUGAGCCACCGAGAGGACGGACUCAAACUGAGCGAGCGCCUCUCCCCACUGUGCCUUCGGAGUUGUGAUUAUAUUUUUCUAGAUAUAAUGAGACAAGAGAAUCCUCUGUGAGGACAGAUUCCAGAUAACUAUUUUUAGUAUGUACCGUGUAUGUGUCACGUUUCUCAGCUGUGUCGGGGGAUUCGUACGCAGCUGUCCGAUCCGAUUUGUUUUUUGAUAUUUUCCUCUUGUGUAUAUCUGUGGGGGUUUCUUACACACUCGGGCGAAGUGUUGAAUCGUCCUCUGUACAGUCGACUGCUUCUUUGAGUCUCUCGUUUCUGUGAAAACUGCCUCUAGAGUCCGUCUGUGCCUAUAGAGAUCCGGCUGCUGGAGGGGGAACGGGACGUGCCCUUUGACCCCAGGCUCCUCCGCAGCUCGCCAUUCCUCCAGUCCUAACCUCUUUAAUUUAUUCAUUAGCAUUCGUUUGACAUUUUCACUGGGGCUUCGUACGACUAAUUUGUGAUGUUUCCGGAGACGAUUACGAUUUAGAUGUAGUAGAAACUUUAACCAUCUCCUUUAUUUAUCGUUUGUUAAUGUUUCCAUUUAAAAUGUCUAAAAUGGUACUCUAGUUGACUUCCGAUUGUGAAGCUUGAUCAAGUCUUUCAAUGAAACAACUGGAACUUGUGUUUUUUUUGUUGUUAUUGUUGGUUUUCUGUCUCAAACAUGGCUACAUCUCUACAAAGACACACCAGCAUUUCUUGUUUUUUUUUUCAUUUCAAACUGUAAAUCAUGCCACCGUCUUAAAAGAAGCUUAUCUUUUGUAUCAUAUUGUUUGCAAUAAAAGGAAAGAUAUUAAAAAA
Carassius gibelio (silver crucian carp) is the source of this 2293-nucleotide messenger RNA. RefSeq names its product transcription factor Sox-9. The record is from RefSeq and is a predicted model, not a curated record. Gene Ontology annotation, cellular component: nucleus. The coding region runs from base 202 to 1458 and encodes 418 amino acids. Gene Ontology annotation, molecular function: DNA-binding transcription factor activity, RNA polymerase II-specific; RNA polymerase II cis-regulatory region sequence-specific DNA binding. Gene Ontology annotation, biological process: positive regulation of chondrocyte differentiation; morphogenesis of an epithelium; oligodendrocyte differentiation. The transcript is spliced from 3 exons. Lineage: Eukaryota; Metazoa; Chordata; Actinopteri; Cypriniformes; Cyprinidae.